CAAUUGUGACAAUGUCUUCAAAAUAGACAGUGAGAAUGGAGUUAUAUCGACGAAUAUAAUACUUGACAGAGACAGUGGAAAGAUACAAAAGGAAUCUGGCAUCUGUGUAUUGACUGUAGAAGCAAAGGAAUUAAAUACGUCAAAGAAGAAACAAUGGGGAAAUACAACCACAACAACAAAUGUAACAAUAACUGUAAAUGAUGUUGACGACAACAAUCCAGAAUUCAAUGAGACUUACUAUAAAGCAACUAUAAAAGAGAACGCACCGAAUAAUGUUCGGUUAACAAUGAAUCAAACAUUACUCGUCAGUGACAAUGACCAGGAUCAGAAAAAUAAUAAGAUGAACAUUGUAAUAAGAAAUGAGGAUAACUCAUCGUGUACAGACUUUACCGCUUCACCAAACGUUAUACAAGGCUCUGGGAAUAUCCAGAUAUUAGUGAGCAACAACAGCUUCCUUGAUUACGAAAAAAUCCAGAACACUACAAUAAAGGUUAUCGCAACUGAGAAUAUAAACUCUACAAAAACCGCUGUAGCUAUUGUUUAUAUUAGAAUUAUAGAUGUUAAUGACAUGACCCCACAUUUCAACAGCACCUCAUUCAAACUUUAUGUGAAGGAAAAUAGUAAAAGUGGCACAAAAAUCUCUCAAAUCACGGCUACAGAUAAAGAUUGUUCUCCAGAAUUUAGGAAGUUGAGUUACAGUAUAAAUGGAGGAAACGGCAGAUUCAUUGUAGAUAUAGACACCGGAUAUAUCUUAGUAAAUUGUUCUGAUUGUCGCGCCCAGCUUGACAGGGAAAAACAGAAUAUUUAUUAUAUGACAUACACAGCUAAAGAUAUGGAUCGGAGAAGUGAUUCCGCUUCACUGAUUAUUGAGGUCACAGACGAAAACGACAACGCACCUAAAUUUCUGUCUAGUAUUUACAAAGUAGUUGCAGACGAAAAUGAUGCGAAAUAUCUAAAUAAGACAUCACCUUUGAUAAAAAUAGAGGCCAUCGAUGCAGAUAAAGAAAACACAAACAACAGUCUUGUUACAUAUUUCAUUACAAGCACUUCACCCAGCAACUUGACCAGCAAUUUUACUAUUAAUAACAGUACUGGAAAUAUGUAUCUUCUAACCAUGUUGGAUUAUGAACGACUCUUGGAUACCCAAGGCGAGAUUAAUAUCACCGUAGAGGCACGCGACAAUGGGAAACCAGCACUUAACAGUACGACCAUUGUAAACUUGCACGUUCAGGACAAAAAUGACAACACCCCAAGGUUCAACUCCACUUAUUAUGAUGCUACUGUGUCUGAGGAUGCAGUCUCAACGGAAAAUAAUUACACUAAUGUGGCACAAGUGUUUGCGUCCGACAAUGACGGCACAGAGCGGAACAAGUUGUUAAACUACAUCAUCAUAAAAGGUGGAUCCGACAGAUUUACGAUCGAUGCAGGGACGGGAAUGGUCAAAGUCCAGCUUGGUGUUACUCUGGACAGAGAAACAACAUCAAAUUAUACCCUUACCAUCCUGGCAAUCGAUCAAGGAUAUCCACCAAGAAACGGAUCUACAAAUAUGUUGAUAAUGGUCACUGAUGUAAAUGAUUCUCCACCACGUUUCAACCAAUCAGAGUAUGCUGCGUCUGUCAAAGAAGAUGCAAAUCUUUCAAAGGCUGUAGUAACUUGUCCAGCUACAGAUUUAGAUUUAAAUCAUACAUUACAAUACAAUAUUACAAACAUUGAAGCGUUUGAUGAAACAGGGGGAAAUGUUAAUAUAUCAGUCGUGUCUGAUUAUUUUGGAAUACAUCAAAAUAAUGGAACAAUCUUUGUAAAAGGCAAAUUGGACCGGGAAACUGCUGCCAGAAUUAUUCUAAUGCUUCAAGUGACGGAUGUAAAUGCUCAAAAAAACUUACCUCAAACUGCAAAAGCUACCCUGACUAUAACGCUUGAAGAUGUUAAUGACAACAUUCCUGAAUUUACCAACAAAUCUUAUCAAUUCAGCAUUAUAGAAAAUGCUCGGAACGAAGCUAUUCUUGGAACAGUUAAAGCAACAGACAAAGAUAUAAACCGAACAAUAACAUACAGUUUGACUGGUGGAAGCACGGAUAAGUUCAAGAUAAAUUCCAAAACAGGAAUCCUGUCGAAAAUUGGUGAAUUAGAUAGAGAAAAUAGAACAGUUGUAUACGUUAAUGUCACUGCAACUGACAAUGGUAUUCCACCAAAUUGCAAAGAUGUUAAUGUUAGUAUUGUCGUAGAUGAUUUUAACGACAACGCACCAAAAUUCGGAGGAUUCAAUAGAACUGUUUACCUAAAUGAAAGUUCAGAGAAUGGGACGAUCGUUUUGACUAUAAAUGCAUCCGACGCCGAUGAAGGCCCAAAUAGAAACAUCACAUAUUUCAUUGAUCCCACUAUAAAUGCUUUCGAAAUAAAUAAAAGUACGGGGGUGAUCACGGUAAGAAAUACAGUCGACCGGGAAAGCACGCCUGAAUAUAACUUGCAUAUAUUGGCAAAAGAUAAUCCUGUUGACAUAAAGGAACAAAAAAGCAAUGAUACAACUGUAAAAGUUAUCGUAGAAGACAUAAAUGAUAACUGCCCAAACUUCACAAAGGUCGAAUACAGUGCUAGAGUUGAAGAAACCAAAUCAAAUGGAACACUUAUAACUACUGUUUCGGCAAAUGAUAAAGACAUUGGAGAAAACGCCAAGAUUUCGUAUAAGAUUAGUAAUUCAUCGAAUACAACUUUGUUUACAAUCGAUGAAAACAGUGGUAUUGUUAAAGUAAAACACCAUUUAAAAGACAAAAUAGGAUAUUAUAAUCUUACAGUUAUAGCAUACGACCAUGGUUAUCCUCAAUUAAAUGGUACCGCUGAACUUUCUAUCGAAGUUACCGACAUAAACGACCAUAAACCUAAUAUAACGAAUAUUCCAGUCGGGAACAAAAUGAGUCUUUACGAGUGUGCCAGUGUUGGGGCAAACGUUCAUAAUUUCAGUUAUACAGACGGUGAUUUUUCAGAUGUAAACAAAUAUGCAAUUUUUAAAUUUGUAUCACAAAGUAAUGAAAGCAGUGCGUUCAACUUGACACAAGAUGGAAAAUUAAUCGUGAACCAUAAAUUAGAUGUUUUAAAAAAGGAUAGUUACACGCUCGAAAUUCAAGCAACAGAUACAGGAAAACCACCAUUAUCAUCGGAACCAGUAUUCAUUACUGUUCAUAUACUAGAUGUAAAUGACCAUGUGCCAUCAUUUACCAAUAAUAUAACAACUUUAACACUAUCUGAAAACAGUACUUUCAAAGACAGUGUUAAACAAGUAACGGCUACAGAUGAUGACAAAACCUCAAAACUUUGCUAUAAAAUGACAAAGUCAAAUUGGACGGAAUACUUUAACAUAAGUAAAACUGAUGGAAAGAUAUACAAUAUUAAAAAACUCGAUUAUGAAAGGGCCCAUUCUAUGGAACUGGAAAUAAAAGUGAACGAUUGUUCGCUUCCGGAUAAUACUACAUACUGUGGAUUAAAUCAAACCAAUAUAAUAAAAAAGAACAAAGUUAAAGAACAAACAACGAUCAAAGUUUUAAUCACCGUCACGGACACAGAUGAUAACCCACCCGUGUUUAAGCAGAAACAUUUAGCCACAGGGAUGAGAAGAAACACUGAGGCUGAUACUGAAUUAGAAUUACAUUUAAGGAAUACCUCUUACAUAAAUGAUGCCGACUCUCCUGAAAAUGGCGUGCUAGGCUGGACGUUUUCCAACUGUAGAAACAUAACAGUCAGUCCUGAAUUACAAAAUAAAAUCAAACACGACAGUGGUGAUAAGUUAUGUGAUGAUGGAAUUAAACAUAUAUUUUGUAUCACCAAAAAUGGAACUAUAGUGAACAACAAAUUCUUCAGUGAAGAUUUAUCCGGUUAUUUUAUUGUGACUGUUAAUGUAUCGGACAAAGCUGGAUUCGACACUGCUAAUGUGACGAUUUACUUGAUAAGUGACUCUCAGGUGAUAACAAUGUCGAUUCUCAAGCCAAAAGAUUGGGUAGCAUAUAGGAAAGAUGAUCUCUUAAGCGAACUCAGUAAAAUUCUUGGAUAUACAGCAGUCUUUGACAGUAUUCAAGACCAUAGAGAAAAUGGAGUUUUGAACACGCAAGGCUCUGACUUAAAAUUUCAUAUCGUUGAUCCGAAAACACAAGCGGUUUUGGCGGGAAAGGACUCUAUAGAGUUGUUUGAUAAACAAGCUAACAAUGCGGAGAUGAUAAAUCUGCAGAAUACGUAUAGUGUUAUGAAAGUCACUCAACACAAUAUGGAUGAAAGUACUGCAGAAGAAGGGUCUAAAAAGUUGACGCUGAUCUUAGUAGCUGUAUCCAUUGGAGAAGCUCUUAUAAUAGCCAUUGUCAUAUUUGUUGCACUUUCUGCAAGGAACAAAUUUAGGCGGAAACUUAAAGCGGCAGUCAUAAACACGCCAGACAUGGAAAUGCAUGUAUUAGAACAAAAGGAAGCUGCCAUUCCAGGAAGCAAUCUUUAUUCAAAACAGAACAAUCCGUUGUUGAAUGCUGACAUCAAAGAUGUUAUUCACGACCAAGGUGUAGAUGAUGAAAGCUCUCGAAGCUUUGAAGACGUAGACCUUGAUGAAAAUGUUGUUGAUGAUCACACUACUGUGUAUGACAGAAUAGAGGAAAAGGAGGCAACAAUGGACAUGUACAAUGAUGAUACCUAUCAUUCCAUAUCAAGCGAGGACCUGCUUGACGCAACAUUGAAUCUUCACGCCAUGCGCAAGUCUAAGGAGAGUUUGGACAAAAUUGAUGACGAUAGUCAUGACGUCAGAUAUCAUUCGGCAGACACCACAGCAGCGUUUAUUAAUGAAUCAUUCAUGGAAGAUUUAGAAAGCACAGAAAUAUGAGUCUGAUAACAUUGCAGUUUAAGCAGAUACUUUUUGUAUUCUAAUUUGAUGCUAUAAUCGAUUUAUUAAGCAGAUGACAUUUUUGUAAAACUAUUUAAUCAAUUAUUGCAUAUGAAGGAUAAAACUAAUAUAAUUAUGAUGUAAAUUUGGUCCUAUAGCAUACUUUCUAGAGUAGAUGGGACACCUAAUAUAAUCUCUAAAUGAGUGAUAUUAUUUCAUAUUUCGGAUAUCACUGAAAGUUUUACAAUACAUGUGAAAAGAAUAAGGAAACAUAUACAAGAUGUAUAGAUCUACAUCUUUAUAAAUGUACUUUAAAAUUUCACUAGACGCAUUGUUUGAAAGUUUUAAUGAAGACAAUUGCUAUAACAUUCUACUGCUUUUUAUGUUACUGUAUAUCAGACAUAUUUGUAUGAUAUAAGAGUGUUUAAAAUGUUAUAAGACCAAAUAUAUCCGAAUGCCUGACAUGUAUAUGUGAAUAAACACAGUACUAAGUACUAGUACUAUAUAAUGUUUAUAUGUAUUGAAUAGUAGAGUUUAAAAAAAAAUAAUUUUCAACUGGACGAACAUUGUAUAAAGAUGAUAUAAUAUAUUUGCAUUGUGACUUACGUAAUAAAUUAUAUCUUAUUAUUAUCAGUAACUCCGUGGAACGACUCAGCGUUGUUGGUUUGUAACAGUCUUAAUUUCUAUCGUGUAUAUGUAAGGGCUAUAUGGUCAACUGUUUAAUAAAGGAAUAUUUGAUUAACCAAAACUUAUAUCGAACAACACAUUGCAACAUGCCGGGCUAAUCUAUUUUACAAAAGACACCGCGGACAUGUAAAACAUUAUUUUUAAAAUAUGUGUCCAUAAGUUGCUGUGUUAAAAUAACAUUAUACGCAUAUUUUUUUCCAAUUUUAUCACACAUUUGAAUACACACUUAAAGUGUAUUUAUACAAGGGUUAAAUCAAUAUUUAUAAAAAAAAUCAGUCAAAUAAUUGUUAAUUCAGAAAUUGAAAAUAUUCAUUAUUAAGUAAUUUUCAUUUCAGUUACUUAUUGAAGGUCCUAAAACUGAAUAAAGCCCCACAUAUUAUUUUUACAUAUUCUAUCUCUAGAUUUAAAACUAAGUAUUUAUAUGAUGAUUUGCUGGUGAUAUUUUUUAUUCUCUACUUAUAUGUACAUACCUGUUUGCCAAAUUGAGUGAUAAAGUUGAACACGAAAAAAAGAAUGUCUGAUAAAUCAUGUAAUGAAACAUUAUUUGCAAAACAACUGUAUUUUUUGUAUAUUUAGAUUGCAAUUAAAUGAAGGCAAAUAAUACAUAGUUUUCGCAUUUAAGAUUUUAAUGGGUUUUUUUUGUUUUAUUUUAUAAACAAAUGUAUACCUACCUAUUCAUGUCAUUAUUAUAUUAUAUAUCAUCAUUGUUUAUCACAGUAUUAUUUUCUCAUACUAUAGAUGAUUCACAUAAAGAAGUUAAUCAUUUCCUGUCUUCUUCCUCAUUUUCUUUAUUAAUGUUUCUAUGUUACUCAAGUAUCCCAUAUAACUUUUAUUCUUAUUAUAUUCAUGAUUUCCAUUAUUUGCUAUAAUAGUAAUCAAGCAUAAUAUAAAUACAUUUUUACAUUUUGAAAAUAAAUUCAUACAAGC
Messenger RNA from Ruditapes philippinarum (Manila clam), 6463 nucleotides. Its product is annotated as cadherin-23-like. The transcript has 27 exons. Lineage: Eukaryota; Metazoa; Mollusca; Bivalvia; Venerida; Veneridae. Bases 287 to 4849 code for a protein of 1520 amino acids. Gene Ontology annotation, biological process: homophilic cell-cell adhesion. Gene Ontology annotation, cellular component: plasma membrane; cell-cell junction. The record is from RefSeq and is a predicted model, not a curated record. Gene Ontology annotation, molecular function: calcium ion binding.